AUGGUGCCGUCAGCAUCUCUUGUGAUGCGAGAUUCCAUUAUGGAUUCAAGUCUUCCAAUAGCCAUCGACCCCGUGGCGUUGGUGACCACUGAAUGUAUCACCGUCACCUCGUCCAUGCGCAAGCAUGCCCGCUGGGCUCACUCCUCGGUCUCCGCCAUCCUGGGCGGCAAUGGAGCCUCUCGUGUCUACGAGCGGGAUACUUCUGCUCCUCCAAGCCCUCGCAAGUCUACCCAACCGACUCCUCGCGAUGAUGAUCAUGCUUUGGCCAAUCGGUGGGGCCUCCGGGGCAAGAAAGGGAAGAGCAUGCAGGAUAACCCGUUAAUAUCGGCCUUUACUCGACUGCGAAGCGACCUCAAAGGAUGUAAAGACAUUCGAACCUUUGAUACUCCGGCCCUGCUUCACCCAUUCUUACAGGUUGUCCGCUCCUCUUCGACCUCCGCCGCAAUUACCUCCCUCGCCUUGGUCGCCAUCACCAAGUUCUUCUCAUACAACAUUAUCAAUCCAGACUCCCCACGACUCUCCAUGGCGAUGCAACUACUGUCCGCGGCGAUUACACACUGUCGAUUUGAAGCGAGCGACUCUUCGGCGGACGAGAUUGUCCUGUUGCGGAUCCUCAAACUGAUGGAGGGCGUACUCUCCCGACCUGAAGGCGAGCUGUUGGGAGACGAGAGCGUCUGUGAGAUGAUGGAGACCGGAUUGAGUAUGUGCUGCCAAAGUCGUCUGUCAGAGGUGCUCCGGAGAUCUGCCGAAAUGGCAAUGGUGAAAAUGUGCCAAGUGAUCUUCAUGCGGCUGUCGCAUCUUGAUCAAGAUAUGCCAGCAGGACCGGACCCAUUUGCAGGCGAAGAUGCAAAAAAGGACCCUCUAUCUCGCCUCAAAAUGGACCCAUCCGUCAAUGGAGAUACUGUCACAUCCCAGCACCUAUCUGCUAUCAGCGCAGACACAGCGGCAGUGGACAGACCCAGCACAAGCCGCGAAGGUUCGCCCGAGCAGGGAAACAACAGUGGUGCCGCAGCUGCACCACCCAGCCCGCAUGAUGACACCGAAGCCGACGUUCAGCCAUACUCCUUGCCAUCGAUAAGAGAAUUGUUCCGUGUCUUGAUUGACCUGUUGGAUCCCCAUAAUCGGCAGCAUACUGAUGCCAUGAGAGUGAUGGCGCUUCGAAUUAUUGAUGUGGCUUUGGAGGUAGCAGGGCCCUCAAUUGCUCGGCACCCCAGUCUGGCCGUUUUGGCCAGGGAUGAUCUCUGUCGAUAUCUCUUCCAAUUGGUCAGGUCCGAACAGAUCGCCAUUCUUACAAGUUCCCUGCGCGUUGCUGGUACAUUGCUAUCUACCUGCAGACCCGUUUUGAAACUGCAGCAAGAGCUGUAUAUCUCGUACCUCGUGGCAUGUCUUCACCCUCGGGUGGAAAUCCCUCGUGAACCUGGGAUCGACCCCUCACUAUAUGAAGGCAUUCCCCAAUCACCAAAACUCGUCAAGCAACCGGCAUCACAAGCAAACAGUGGUAGGUCUACGCCUGUCCCCGUCAAGGACCGACAAAAGCUCGGACUUGAAGGUGGUUCAAGGAGGCCCGAAGCUCGAGAAGCCAUGGUAGAAAGUAUUGGUGUUUUGUCCCGGAUACCCAGCUUCAUGGUUGAGCUAUUCGUCAACUACGACUGCGAAGUGGACCGAGCCGAUUUGUGUGAGGACAUGGUUGGAUUGCUUUCUCGCAAUGCUUUCCCAGACUCUGCAACUUGGAGCACGACAAAUGUACCCCCGUUGUGCCUGGAUGCUUUAUUGGGUUAUGUGCAAUUUAUUUACGACCGAUUGGAUGAUGAUUCAGUCCAAGGAGACUAUCCCCCGCAAGAGCUCCUGAAGAGUCAGCGCCAGACAAAGAAAAUCAUCAUCAAGGGCGCACAAAUUUUCAAUGAAGAGCCCAAGAAGGGAAUUGCCUUUCUUGCCAGUCAUGGUGUUAUCGAGGACCCCAAGAACCCAGUAUUGGUCGCCCGAUUUUUGAAAGGAACCUCACGGUUGUCCAAGAAGGUCCUCGGAGAGUACAUCUCCAAGCGCGACAACGAGGAACUCUUGGGUGCUUUCGUGGAUCUGCUAGACUUUUCGGGACGCAAUGCGGUAGAGGCGCUUCGAGAGCUUCUCAGUUCUUUCCGACUUCCCGGCGAGUCGCCACUUAUUGAACGAAUCGUUACGACCUUUGCAGAGCACUACAUGGAAAAAGUCAACCCCGCCGGUAUUGCUGACAAGGAUGCACUUUACAUUUUGACCUACGCCAUCAUCAUGCUGAAUACAGAGCUCUACAACCCUAAUGUCAAGUCACAAAACCGUAUGACCUGCACCGGAUUCGCCAGAAACUUGCGGGGUGUGAACGGAGGUGGGGAUUUCGCAGAGGAAUUCUUACAGGAGAUCUAUGAUUCCAUCAAAAACAACGAGAUCAUUCUGCCCGACGAGCACGAGAACAAGCAUGCGUUUGAUUAUGCUUGGAAGGAAUUGCUGCUGAAAUCAUCAACUACCGGUGAGAUGGUAACAGGCGAGACCAACGUGUAUGAUGCCGAAAUGUUCGAAGCUACGUGGAAACCGGUGGUUUCGACUCUUUCAUAUGUGUUCAUGUCUGCAUCGGACGAUGCCGUGUAUUCUCGUGUUGUCAAUGGCUUCGAUCAGUGUGCACAGAUUGCUGCUCGAUAUGGCCUCACUGAGGCAUUCGACCGCAUUGUCUUCUCACUUGCGUCGAUCAGCACUCUGGCUACUGCUAAGCCUCCAAGCACAGCCCUCAACACGGAGGUCCAGGCAGGUCAAAAGAGCGUGAUGGUGAGCGAGCUUGCCGUCAAAUUCGGCAGAGAUUUCAGAGCUCAAUUGGCAACAGUGGUGCUUUUCCGAGUCCUAUCGGGCAACGAGGCCACUGUCAAGCAAGGCUGGGAGCAUAUUGUUCGCAUCCUGAGUAACUUGUUCAUCAACUCACUCACACCGCCAUUCGAUGCUGAACUCACGUCUGAGCUUGAUGUUUCUCCGAUCCCGCUGCAGCCUCCAUCUCAAGUAGUUGACCGGGAUGGACGAAACAAUGACUCUGGACUUUUGUCGGCAUUCACGUCCUAUCUUUCGAGCUAUGCGGCAGAUGACCCUCCCGAGCCUUCAGAUGAGGAACUUGAUAACACACUCUGCACAGUUGAUUGUGUGACGGCAUGCUCGAUACCUGAAAUUCUAUCAAAUCUCAAAUCUCUCCCUCUAUCCUCAUUGGAGGUGCUCAUGGAGGCUUUGCUAUCUCAGCUACCAGAGGAAAACGCGCCGGCAGUUAUUGCGGUUAAGCCGGAACGCCCAUCGCCUACAUCUAGAAUGACAGGCAACAGAGUGGAUCCGAACUCGCCGAAAUACGAUCCCUCGAUGAUCUUUGUCUUGGAGUUAGCCACUGUGCUCACUCUUCGCGAUGACAAGACCUUGGAGGUUCUCGGCGAGAACCUGGCAACGACCCUCCAAACACUGGUGCGCGAUGCAAAGAAUCUUCAUCCCCUGACUGUGUCUCGCGUCGUUUCUUAUCUUCUCAACCUUCUGCGACUGAGCCAUGACCAGCACUUCAUGCGGGUACCUGUCGUGCUUCAUGCCAUUUCUGGGUUCGACCAGGAUAUCCUCGAAACCGUUGCGACUCCAACUGUGAAGGGCCUAUCAAGAUGUAUUAGCCACACUGGUCUUCUCCGAAACGAGAUCACAAUCUCGCCCGAUUUCUGGUCAAUUUUGCAACGCCUCCACCAGCACGAGGCAGUUGCCUCCCUAGUUUUUGAUCUUCUUCAAAGCAUUAUCGAGUCAAUGCCCGACAUUGUCACUGCUGAUAACUACGAGUUCGUGGUUAGUCUGGCAAACGACUUUGUCAGUGCUGGACGUGUGGGAUCCAUCGAGGAGCGACACAGAGAUGCCCAGGCACGCCGCAACAAGGGCACGAAGUCCAAGUCAAGUGAAAACCAAGUCGUUACUCGCGGUGUCAGGGCAAUUGGUCUGAUCUACCGCUUGACCGGCCGAGUGCCAGCCCUUAUCAAGCAAUCCCACCUCGAGGAGACUGAAGCCUGGGCUGCCUACUGGUCUCCCAUCUUCCAGUCACUAACCAGCCAAUGUAUCAACCCAUGUCGCGAUAUUCGUCACCAUGCCAUCUCCACGCUGCAAAGGUCUCUUCUAUCAGCCGAGCUGAUCUCGAGCGACGAUAACGAGUGGGCCGGUAUCUUCGAUGAAGUCUUGUUCCCCCUUGUUCUGCUUCUCUUGAAGCCCGAGGUCUACCAUUCCGAUCCUGUUGGCAUGAGCGAGACCCGAUUCCAGGCUGCAACUCUGGUCUGCAAGAUCUUCCUGCGCUUCCUUGACCAACUUCCCAACAGGACAGGCAUGCUUCCUCUCUGGCUCAAGAUUCUGGACAUCCUUGACCGCAUGAUGAACAGUGGCCAAGGUGACAGUCUGGAAGAGGCAGUUCCCGAAAGCUUGAAAAACAUCCUCCUUGUGAUGGCCGAUGGAGGCUACCUAGUCUCCCCAUCGCAAGACCCAAGCAAGGAAGAAACCUGGGUCGAGACCCGUAAGCGCCUGGGCCGCUUCCUACCUGACCUCUUCACUGAGGUCUUCCCCGAAGCUUCUCAGGAAGCUGAAACGUCCCGCCCGGGCUCUGUCAUCGCCUCUCCAAUUCAACCUACGGAGGCAGAGAAGAAGACUGAGGAUAAUACCCCUCAGGAAGCCGGAAAAGAAAAGGAGACUGCUGACACCGAGGACCAACCUGCUCCCGAGGAAGUCCAGGAAGGUAUUUCGUAG
Molecule: messenger RNA, 4761 nt
Organism: Penicillium antarcticum
Lineage: Eukaryota; Fungi; Ascomycota; Eurotiomycetes; Eurotiales; Aspergillaceae
Exons: 6
Coding region: 1-4761 (1586 amino acids)
Biological process (GO): regulation of ARF protein signal transduction
Molecular function (GO): guanyl-nucleotide exchange factor activity
Source: RefSeq, a predicted model, not a curated record